This is a messenger RNA of Spirodela intermedia, 318 nucleotides long. Lineage: Eukaryota; Viridiplantae; Streptophyta; Magnoliopsida; Alismatales; Araceae. The record is from the annotation of a GenBank genome assembly.
AUGGCAACCGCCUGCAAGACUUCGGUUGCAGCGGCAGCUGCCGUUCUCCUGUUGCUCAUCGCAGUCGCCGUUGCCCCGGUCUCAGCCAGCAAUUUAACGGCUUACUCGGUAGUCGGCUGCACUGGGAACAAUAUAACUUGGGGAUGUGGCUGUUACAACUUCACAGGCUACAAGGGAGGCUACUUCUUCAACUACACGGCGGGCCAGGUCGGCCUGUUCUACUUUAACACAGGCUGCCGUGGCCUCUACAUUCCCGUCUUCUUUCGCGUUCGCUACUGUUGGUUCCACAUCUUUAACAGCGUUAAGAUACUAUGCUAA